Raphanus sativus (radish) is the source of this 1601-nucleotide messenger RNA. RefSeq names its product berberine bridge enzyme-like 26. Gene Ontology annotation, molecular function: FAD binding; oxidoreductase activity. The annotation marks the transcript as partial. NCBI's taxonomy places the organism in Eukaryota, Viridiplantae, Streptophyta, Magnoliopsida, Brassicales, Brassicaceae. The transcript has 2 exons. The record is from RefSeq and is a predicted model, not a curated record.
AUAUGCACCAUAACGCCAACUUCUUCAACUUCUCUACAAGAUGACUUCAUCAACUGUCUCCACAAAAACACAAACAUAGAUUUCCCACUCGAGCAAACGUUCUUUUCCCCUGCCAAAAACGUCUCUAUGUUCAACGAAGUUCUUGAAUCUACUGCUCAGAAUCUCCGGUUCCUGACAAAAUCAAUGCCUAAACCAGGAUUCAUAUUCAACCCGAUUGAUGAGUCUCACGUCCAAGCUUCCAUCAUAUGUUCCAAGAGACUUGAUAUUCAUCUCCGUGUCAGAAGCGGCGGUCACGACUACGAGGGCCUGUCAUAUGUCUCAGAGAUGGAAAAACCAUUUAUAUUGAUGGAUCUGUCAAAGUUGAGAGAGAUCAACGUUAAUAUUAAAGACAACAGUGCUUGGGUUCAAGCUGGUGCCACCGUUGGUGAACUUUACUACAGGAUUGCAGAGAAGAGCAAAGUACAUGGGUUUCCGGCUGGUUUAUGCUCGAGCUUAGGCAUAGGAGGGCACAUAACAGGCGGUGCAUACGGUUCCAUGAUGAGAAAAUACGGUCUCGGUGGAGAUAACGUGCUAGACGCAAAGAUUAUUGAUGCCAACGGUAAAAUACUCAACCGAACCUCAAUGGGGGAGGAUAUGUUUUGGGCAAUUAGAGGAGGCGGUGGAGCUAGUUUCGGCAUAAUUCUAGCAUGGAAGAUCAAACUUGUUCCAGUUCCGAAGACCGUAACUGUCUUCACCGUCACCAAAACGUUGCAACAAGACGCCACAAGGAUUCUUUCUAAGUGGCAAGUUGUUGCAGACAAGCUUGUGGAAGAGCUUUUCAUUAGAGUGAUCUUCAACGUAGCUGGAAACAAUGGAAACAAGACCGUAACAACGUCAUACAAUGCUCUGUUUCUUGGGAACAAAGGCAUGUUGAUGAAAGUCAUGAAGAAGAGUUUUCCGGAGCUAGGUUUAACAAGGAAAGAUUGUGUUGAAAUGAGCUGGAUUGAAUCCAUCGUUUACAUUUCUGGAUUCCCUAGCCAAACACCUACUAAGGUUUUGCUUCAAGGGAAGCCGCCUUUCCCAAAGAUCAACUUCAAAGCCAAAUCUGAUUUCGUGAAGGACCCGAUUCCUGAGUCCGGGCUUAAAGGGAUGUUCGAGAAGUUCCUUAACGAAGAUAAUCCACUGAUGAUAUGGAAUCCUUACGGAGGAAUGAUGGCGAAAAUCUCUGAAUCCCAAAUCCCUUUUCCGCAUAGAAAAGGUGUCAUCUUCAAGAUUCAGUACUUAACGGCUUGGCCUAACAGCGACAAGAGACCGAGCAGGCACAUCAACUGGAUAAGAGAUUUGUAUAGUUACAUGAUGCCUCACGUCUCAAGCAAUCCAAGAGAAGCCUACGUGAAUUACCGUGAUCUUGACCUGGGAAUGAACAAGAGAAACGCAAAGACAAGCUUCAAACAAGCUCAAGUCUGGGGAGCAAAGUAUUUCAAAGACAACUUUAACAGACUUGUGACGAUAAAAUCAAAGGUUGAUCCUGAUAACUUCUUCAGACACGAACAGAGCAUCCCACCUCUUCAUGUUUGAAUCUAAGCUAAUGAUAACGACAGUUAUAUCAAUCGAAUAAUAAA